Momordica charantia (bitter melon) is the source of this 1841-nucleotide messenger RNA. It is a transcript of the gene NMT1, whose product is annotated as myristoyl-CoA:protein N-myristoyltransferase. The record is from RefSeq and is a predicted model, not a curated record. Gene Ontology annotation, molecular function: glycylpeptide N-tetradecanoyltransferase activity. Lineage: Eukaryota; Viridiplantae; Streptophyta; Magnoliopsida; Cucurbitales; Cucurbitaceae. Gene Ontology annotation, biological process: N-terminal peptidyl-glycine N-myristoylation. Gene Ontology annotation, cellular component: cytoplasm.
AAGAAGAAAAUUGGACUUUGAAGAAAAACAAACAAACAAAUAAAGAACCCUAAUAGCCAUUUUCGUCUCGCAACCAAAUUCCACCUCUGCGGUCAGGAUCUGAUGCUCUCUCCCCACAAGUUUCUCGCCCACCUUAUUCUCUUCUUCAGGUGACUCGGAUCGAUUACAGCCAUUGAUUGUCACGGUUAAAUUAUUCUGUCGAGAUGGACGAUAACAACACUUCUCCAGGAUCUCCAAAGGAAAACCCAGACCAGGAAAACGAAGCAGGCCAAGUCACCAAAGACGAUGGCUCAUUGGAGAGCAUGGUUCGUAGGAUUCAAGACUCCAUGUCCAUUGGAAAAAGGCACAAAUUCUGGGAAACUCAACCUGUUGGGCAAUUCAAGGACGUUGGGGACUCUAGUUUGCCUGAUGGGCCAAUUGAAGCCCCAACCCCAUUAUCUGAGGUCAAACAAGAGCCUUAUAAUCUUCCUAGUUCCUAUGAAUGGACCACCUGCGACAUGGAUUCUGAUGAGACUUGUUUGGAGGUGUACAAUCUCUUGAAGAACAACUAUGUUGAAGAUGAUGAAAACUUGUUCAGAUUCAACUAUUCCAAGGAGUUUCUUGGAUGGGCUUUGCGGCCUCCGGGUUACUUCACGAGCUGGCACAUUGGUGUUCGUGCUAAAGCUUCGAAGAAGUUGGUUGCUUUCAUCAGUGGCGUCCCCGCCAGAAUUCGGGUGCGCGGCGAAGUUGUGAAGAUGGCAGAGAUCAAUUUCUUAUGCGUUCAUAAGAAGCUUAGGUCCAAGAGACUUGCUCCUGUUAUGAUCAAAGAGGUCACAAGAAGGGUUCACCUGGAAAAUAUAUGGCAGGCAGCUUACACGGCUGGAGUUGUUCUUCCAACUCCAAUAACCACUUGCCAAUACUGGCAUAGAUCUUUAAACCCGAAGAAGCUUAUUGAUGUCGGGUUCUCGAGGCUUGGGGCGAGGAUGACGAUGAGUCGAACCAUAAAACUUUACAAGUUACCAGAUUCUCCAGUUACCCCAGGGUUUCGAAAGAUGGAACUUCGCGACGUACCUGCUGUUACUAGGUUGCUUAGGAACUACUUAAGCCAGUUUGCUGUUGCACCAGAUUUUGAUGAAACUGAUGUAGAGCAUUGGCUUCUUCCAAAGGAGAGUGUAGUGGACAGUUUCUUGGUUGAGAGUCAGUAUUCUCGUGAAGUCACUGACUUCUGCAGCUUCUACACUCUCCCUUCAUCAAUUCUUGGAAACCAAACAUACUCCACCUUGAAGGCCGCUUAUUCAUAUUACAAUGUCUCCACCAAAACCCCAUUGUUACAGUUGAUGAAUGAUGCUCUCAUUGUUGCAAAACAGAAGGAUUUUGAUGUCUUCAAUGCAUUGGAUGUCAUGGAGAAUGAGUCCUUCCUGAAGGAACUAAAAUUCGGUCCGGGCGAUGGCCAACUGCACUAUUACCUGUAUAAUUAUCGACUUCGGCACGCUUUGAAACCUAGUGAACUUGGGCUUGUACUGCUAUAGUUGGAUUUGUUUCUGUUUUGAUUUGAACUGUGAACCAGAGAAAGAUAUUGGUCAUUUUUUAAUGGUGGCUAGGAUUGAAGAUGCACCCUUUCUUUAUUUUGUUCUUCUGCGUCAACAGCAAAGCACUAAGCACUAAACUUCUGGAGUAUGAGAGAAAAAAAAAACUUUGCCGGAUAAUGUAUAAUGUUCCGCAGAUCAUUUUUACUUGUGCUGGCUUUUCAAUUUCUGUUUUGUACUAUGGACAAUUGCAUACAUUUUGCUCCAGCAUGUGCUUUAUUUGCCUGUUCACCUGUUGGUAUAAUCAGAUAUCCAUUCCAGGUUUUUCAGUAGAAA